Messenger RNA from Danio rerio (zebrafish), 4748 nucleotides. The record is from RefSeq and is a predicted model, not a curated record. NCBI's taxonomy places the organism in Eukaryota, Metazoa, Chordata, Actinopteri, Cypriniformes, Danionidae.
GUAGCAAUGUUUUACUUUUAAGGAAAGUAAUGCGAAAGUAUAUGUUAUGUUGUUUUUGAGUUUUUUACUUUUUGUUAACAGUAACUUUUUAUAUACACUUAAGAAUGACACUAACUGUUCAAACUAUUUCUUUAAAAUAGCUAAAACAACACAAUUCUUGAGUUUUUAGGGGAAAACUUAAUUGUUUUAUUUUCAAUUCACUUAUAAUAGUAAAAACUAACUUAACCUAAUUCCUUUAUGUUGUCCCUACACAAUCAAUUGUGUGGAACCCAACAUUUUUACAGUGUACAAUAUAUAAGAAUGUCAUUGAUAGAAAAGUUUUAUUCUUUUUAAUAUUUGCUUUUUAUAUUCCUUUUAUUACAGUUAAAGCAACCUAAAGUUCAAAUUUUAAUUGUAUGUCUCUACACAUAAUCACACUCUUGACUGCAGUUCUAAUUGGUCAAAUGAUUGGAAUUGUCAAGAAUAUUGUGCUGACAAAAAAUGUAUUAUAAUAAUCAAUACCUGUGUAAAAAAUGUCCUCAAAGGACUGCCCUUUGAGCAACCAGAAUGAAUUCUUUUGCAUUUAGUCUGUAUUGUACGGUGGCCGAGAGAGCUUAACGCAAAGAAAACACAUGCAAUUACAAAAGACGCCAGCAAAUUAAGAAAAGAUCAUCAUCUAUUUGACAGCAUGUGAGCUGCAAAUCCUCACAACGCGAACAUAGUUGUUAAAAAACGCACUGUAUUUUCCCAUAAUGCAAAUAAAUAAAUAAAAAACGCGCUGCAUUUUCUCACAACACAAACAAUUUACAAAAGUGCACUGCAUUUUCUCACAACACUUUCAAAUAGCAUGGGACACAACAGAAAUGUUUCAAAAAGACACUAAAAUGUGACCGACCUGGCAAUUUCUGUUAUGGUUAUUUAGGCUAAUAAAUUACAAAAGACAAGGAAAUCAGGAUGUGAAAAUAAACAAACAAAAAACUCACUUUUUAAAGACCACCUACAACUUCAUUGUGCAUAGUCUUUUCAUAGUUUUUAAUAUGUAUGUGUUGUGAGGAUAUCUUCAAAUGGAUUAAGAUCUUUUUUUAAUUUGCAGGCUUUUUGGUAAUUGUAUGUAUUUUCUUAAAUUGCAGCACGUUAUACUCUCUUAGCCAGCGUAGUAUUGCUCCUUUGCUAAAACUUUAAAUCCUCCUGUGUUAUUUUUUAUUUGACAAACAUCAAAAACUAUUGACUGCAAUUUUUGAUGAAACUGAUCUGCAGUAUUUCAGAAACACAUGGGCAACCAGGUCACUCACAAGAGCGAACUACUGCAGCAGAUGAAACCGGAUAUGCAAUGGGAAAAUAAAGUCAAGCAGUGCCCAUUUUCUAAGCAAUUAAAGAACUAUCAGGAUAGUUCGUGCCAUCAAGAUGUGUUACAUCACAGAGCGGUUAAGAGCCAUAUUUGUUCGUCUAAGAUUUGUGAAGGGUCAAUCAUGACUCCAAAAUCUUUGACGCGCUGUCCCAUGACCACUUUGCAUUGUUCUGAUGACAUCCUCGUGCAAGCUGUUGACUUCAUCAAUCAAUACUACAAGUCAGUUAAAAACUCAAAGAUUGAGGAACACUUGUCUCGUGUGGAGGAAGUUGCAAUGGAAAUAGAUGCUACUGGAUCAUAUCAACUCACCACAAAAGAGCUGGAAUUCGGGGCUAAACAAGCAUGGAGGAAUGCUCCAAGAUGCAUUGGCAGAAUUCAAUGGGCUAAUUUGCAGUUGUUUGAUGCGCGUAAAUGCCAAACUGCUGAGGACAUGUUUCAGAUGUUAUGUGAUCAUAUUCAGUUUGCUACCAAUGGAGGCAACCUGAGGUCUGCCAUCACUGUGUUUCCUCAAAGAGCUGAUGGCCAGCAUGAUUUCCGUGUGUGGAAUAGUCAGCUCAUACGAUACGCUGGCUAUAAGAUGAUAGACGGCACAUUAUUAGGAGAUCCUGCCAGUGUUGACUUCACUGAGAUUUGUAUCCAGCUUGGUUGGACUCCAAAGUACGGUCUAUUUGAUGUACUUCCACUGGUGUUACAAGCUAAUGGAGAGGACCCCCAGCUUUUUGAAAUUCCCAAAGAUUUGAUUUUGGAAGUUCCCAUGGAGCACCCACAGUAUGAGUGGUUUAAGGAUUUGAACCUGCGUUGGUAUGCAUUGCCUGCGGUGUCCAACAUGUUGCUGGAGAUUGGUGGUCUUGAAUUCCCAGCAUGUCCUUUUAACGGUUGGUACAUGGGCACUGAGAUUGGAGUGAGGAACUUCUGUGAUACCCAGCGCUACAAUGUUCUUGAGCACGUUGGCCGUCAGAUGAGCUUGGAGACUCAAAAUCUGUCCUCGCUAUGGAAGGACCAGGCUCUGGUGGCCAUUAAUGUAGCAGUCAUGCAUAGUUAUCAGAAAAAUAAAGUCACCAUUACUGACCACCAUUCUGCAUCAGAGUCCUUCAUGCAGCACAUGGAGAUGGAGGUGCGUCUGCGUGGAGGAUGUCCAGCCGACUGGGUUUGGCUGGUGCCGCCAAUGUCUGGAUCUCUGACUCCAGUCUUUCACCAGGAAAUGCUGAACUACAUCCUCUCACCUUUUUUCUACUACCAGCCUGAAGCCUGGUUGACGCACAAGUGGAAGGACAUGAAGAGAAAAGCGAGGCGCUGUACAAUCAGCUUUAAAGGACUGAUCAGAGUAGUUCUCUUCUCACAAGCACUUAUUAAGUUGGCUAUGGCCAAGAGAGUGUGUUGUACAGUUCUCUAUGCCACAGAAACUGGAAAAUCACAGACUUUCGCUAAGAAACUAAACGGCAUCAUGAACUGUUGCUUCAGCUCCAGGGUUGUUUGCAUGGAGGACUACAAUGUAAGUGAACUUGAGAAGGAAAGCCUCCUAAUUGUUGUUACUAGCACCUUUGGCAAUGGCGACUGUCCAGGAAACGGUGAGAGUUUCAAAAAGCAGCUUCUCAGCCUAAAAACCCUCAGAACCAAAGUCAGGUACUGUGUGUUUGGUCUUGGCUCUCGGAUGUAUCCACACUUCUGUGCAUUUGCCCAUGCUCUGGAUGCUAUGUUUGCAUCAUUGGGAGCCAUCCGUGUUUCCAGUACAGGAGAGGGAGAUGAGCUGAAAGGACAGGAGGAAUCGUUCUCAUCCUGGGCUUGCACUGCCUUUAAGGAUGCAUGCAAGGAGUUUAAUGUUCAAGGGCAACUUCCAGGAACUGAUUGUCUGGUGGAUUCCUGGGAUUCGCAGAGAUACAGAGUUCAGAAUGACAGCUGUACAGUUGACCGAAUCACUGCUCUGUCGACUCUUCAUUCUAAAGCUGUGGUUCCCAUGAAACUGAAGAGAAGGCAGAACCUGCAGAGUGCAAAGUCAAGUUGUGCUACAAUAUUGGUGGAGCUGGAAAUGGAAGGAAACACAGAGCCCUUAAACUUCACCCCAGGAGACCAUGUGGGGAUUUUCGCAGGGAACUCACCUGGAUUAGUGGCUGGCAUCUUAAAGCAUCUGUCCAAUGCCAAUCCUAUCAACCAGAGCCUUCAGCUGGAAUUCCUCAGUGCCCAUGCUGAUGGUGAAAGGUGGCAGAGAGAUGAACGAAUACCGCCAUGCUCUCUUGCCCAGGCUCUCACCUACUAUCUGGACGUCACCAGCCCACCCUCUCAAAGCCUCCUCCGCAAACUCUCAAAGAUAGCCAGACAGGAGGAUCACAGACAGCACUUGCUCGCUCUGGCAUCAGACUUUCAGGUCUACACAACAUGGAAGGAUUUCUUCAAGCCGACUUUCCUUGAGGUGCUGGAGGAGUUUCCCUCUCUGGAACUUUCGGCUGCUUUUCUUCUCAGUCAGCUGCCUCUGCUGAAGCCCCGACUCUACUCCAUCAGCUCCUCUCCUGACCUCCACCCUCAGGAGCUCCACCUUACUGUUGCUGUAAUUAGUUAUUAUACACAGGAGGGAAAAGGUCCACUUCAUUUUGGUCUGUGCAGUAACUGGCUCAACACCAUCAAAGAAGGAGACACGGUGCCAUGCUUUCUCCAUAGCUCUGACUGGUUCCAUCUUCCGUCGGACCCUAACGCUCCAUGUAUUCUGGUGGGAGUUGGCAGCGGCAUUGCUCCCUUCCGUAGCUUUUGGCAACAGCAAUUCCAUGACAUGAAUAAAACAGGUUUGAAAGGCAAUCCGAUGACACUUGUGUUUGGGUGUCGAAGUUCAGAUACUGAUCAUCUGUACAAAGAAGAGAUUCUGGACAUGAGAGACAAUGGUACUCUAAGCAGCAUCACAACAGCGUACUCUAGGCAGACUGGACAAGCUAAGGUUUAUGUCCAAGAUAUCUUGCGAGAGCAAUUAAAUGACAAGAUUUUUGAGGUUCUGCACCACAACUCAGGACAUGUGUACGUCUGUGGAGGGGUGAACAUGGCCUGCGAUGUAGCUGCUACUGUCAAGGAGAUCCUAGUCAAUCAGAUGGGCAUCACUGUUGCUCAGGCUGAGGAGUAUCUGUCAAGGCUCAAGAAUGAAAAACGGUACCAUGAGGACAUCUUCGGAUACUAGUGCUCAAGAUCACCUGGACCAUUUAGAUUUUUUUCAAAACCCAGAUACACCAAAAAGAAGAAUGUUUAAUCCUGUAAUUCUUUAAUUUUAUGCAUCUUGUUUGUAAGAAAUGGACUCUUUUAUCAAGACUUCUGACAUUCAUCGGUCAUCUGCAUCUUAAAUCCUUGAAAGUUUUUAAUAAUUAGAUUUUUUUAAUGUAUAAAAAUUUAUAUGUAUUUAUGUAUGUAUGUUAUCUUUGCAUCAAAUUACAAAAAACAAAUUACU